Messenger RNA from Trichoderma gamsii, 654 nucleotides. RefSeq lists its product as hypothetical. The transcript has 2 exons. Gene Ontology annotation, cellular component: ribosome. Gene Ontology annotation, biological process: translation. The coding region runs from base 1 to 654 and encodes 217 amino acids. Gene Ontology annotation, molecular function: structural constituent of ribosome. The record is from RefSeq and is a predicted model, not a curated record. Lineage: Eukaryota; Fungi; Ascomycota; Sordariomycetes; Hypocreales; Hypocreaceae.
AUGCCUUCUCUCGUGCCUUCACCCAGCGCCGUGCGCGGCCUCUCCAUCCGCGCCUUCUCAACCACCGCAGCAGCCCGCCCCCCCCCCCGCGCAGACUCCCCCCACCGCCACUCCUCCACCAGCAGCCUCCUCUCCAUCAACAACCCGACUUCUUCCUCACGAUCGUCUGCUCCCUCACGCCAGUCGGCGCACAGGCCGAGCGAGGCUGCGUCCGACUUGAUGACGAGAUACAAGAAAGUGGGCCAGACGUCGCUGAGGAACAAGCAGACCCAGCUCGACAUGAUGCGCAACCAGAAGAACUCGAAUGACUAUCUGAAGCAGAUGCCGCGAAGGUGGGACGCGGGUGAUGUGUACUCGCCGCAUGAUAUGAGCCCUGUGGAGAUGCAGAAGUGGAGGAAGAGGUCGCCUAGAGGGGGGGAUGUCGUUGAUGCGUUGGGGAUUCGACCUUUGGAUAUGUACAAGAACUUCUCUUUGAUCCAGGAAUUCACCUCUACUUCUGGCCAAAUCACUCAUUCAUCUGGCACGAGUCUUCGUCCCGUCAACCAGCGCAAGAUUGCCAAGAUGAUCCGACGAGUUCAGGGCAUGGGGCUGUACCCGACUAUUCACGCUCACCCGGAAAUGGUCAGGGACAACUUCUUCCCUGAGAGGAGAUGA